AUGGGCUCAAUUCGGCGCACAAUCACGGAGAUCAGCUCAGAGGAGAUCCGGGCGCCAUCGUAUGGGCAGGAAGAGUGGUCGGACGACGUGCUCGAAGACCUCGACCGUCUGGGUGAGGGUGCUGGUGGUGCUGUACACAAAGUGAAGGAUCGUCGAAAUAACUUGAUCAUGGCGCGCAAGACAAUUACAACGCGUGAAACACCAUCUAAACAACUCCUCCGUGAGCUGUCGUUCAUGAAGAAUACCGUCCAUCGGAACAUUUGCCGUUUCUACGGGGCAUACAUUUCGCCAUCGUCAAGCGAGGUGAAAGUCCUGAUGGAGAUAUGCGAAGGUGGCAGCUUGGAAGCGAUUGGAAAACGUAUCAAGGAAAUGGAACGAAGAGUGGGCGAGAAGGUCGCCGGACGUAUAGCAGAAGGGAUUUUCGAGGGGCUUGCAUAUUUACACACAAAGAGGAUUAUUCACCGGGACAUCAAGCCAUCAAACAUUCUCCUCACUAAAGAAGGCGUUGUGAAGUUAGUUGAUUUUGGAGUGUCUGGAGAGCUGGUUGACUCCUUGGCGGGCACGUUCACUGGGACAAGUUUCUAUAUGGCGCCUGAACGAAUAAGUGGGCAGGCCUAUUCUAUCCGAUCCGAUGUCUGGUCAGCUGGCCUUACGCUAUUGGAGCUGGUCACCAAUAAAUUUCCUUUCCCUCAUGAAAUUGGACCAAUUGACCUUAUCUUCUAUAUUACUCAAAGCGACCCUCCGAGUCUAGAAGAUGAGGAAGAUAUAAAAUGGAGUGACAAAAUGAAACACUUUAUACAAGUAACGUUGACCGUCUCUGCAACCGAACGACCGACUCCAAAGGAAAUGCUGGCUCAUCCGUGGAUUGUCGAAAACAUGAAGAAGGAAGUGAAGAUGGCCACCUGGAUUCGCCAGGUCUGGGGCUGGAAACGGCAGGAUGGGUACAGUGUCCGCUUCGAGCCAUCUUUUAAAUCACGCUUACCGUAG
Fomitiporia mediterranea MF3/22 is the source of this 987-nucleotide messenger RNA. Its product is annotated as Pkinase-domain-containing protein. The record is from RefSeq and is a predicted model, not a curated record. The transcript is spliced from 5 exons. The coding region runs from base 1 to 987 and encodes 328 amino acids. NCBI's taxonomy places the organism in Eukaryota, Fungi, Basidiomycota, Agaricomycetes, Hymenochaetales, Hymenochaetaceae. Gene Ontology annotation, molecular function: ATP binding; MAP kinase kinase activity. Gene Ontology annotation, biological process: regulation of fungal-type cell wall organization; protein phosphorylation; cell integrity MAPK cascade.